Messenger RNA from Symbiodinium sp. CCMP2456, 1731 nucleotides. The record is from the annotation of a GenBank genome assembly. Lineage: Eukaryota; Dinophyceae; Suessiales; Symbiodiniaceae.
GGAGCGAAACUACUGCCUAGUGAUGCUGCGCUUCAGGAAGAGCUCGAGGCCAGAAGGAAGAGGCUUCUCGAGGGGAUCCCGACCUUGUCUGAAAACCGUUCUGUGAGCGGAUGCCAGCGAUUUUGCCUGGCCAUUCUCCGCGCCAUUAUCUUUGUUGCAGCAACGGUUGGUUUGCUUUGGCUGCAGAUCUGGUUGAGCGAAACGAACGUUGAGACAUUCCGUGAAAGCCCGAUCCACAAAAAAGCCAUCCUUGGUGCGAACGGAACGAUUAAAGACACAUCGGGAGACGAAGCUUGCCCUGUGUAUGUGGAACUGCAGGACCCAUGGGCAUAUCAUCUGGCCCAGUUAGGUUCCUUGCAAAUCAACAUCGUGCCUCAUGGCCACUUCACAGACGACCUGCCAACAAUUCAAUGGUAUGCCAGUGAGGAGGUUUACAGGAACAGAGACGUGUACCUGCUCUUCAGCAUGGGAGCACGCGGUUUGAAUCCCGCAGUUGUCAGCAUAGGGCUCGAAGAGGCUAUGUCAACCGAGCGUUACAUGACAGCGCUAAAAGAAGCCUUCUCCCGCAACCUCUUGAACCCCUUGGAGCAGGAGUCGGUACAGGGGACGAUGUUUGUGCAUGCGAGUGAGGGCAAACAGUGGGUGGACGGUGGCUGGACAGAUGUGGCAGUCUCUGACGACUGGCUCGCUAUCUCUGGCUUGGCCUUUGGCUUGCUGCUGCUUCUAUGCUUCAGCGUUUUAAAGUGGAUUUGGAAAGAGAUCAACCACGACUGGAAGUUAAAUUGUGAUGUCUGGGUAGCCCAGCACGAGUACCUCUGGGAAAGAGCGAAGAGAUCGAAAAUCUUCGCACUUGACUCGCAUACGCUGACGCCAGCCGAGAUGGAGGAAGCGCUUGCCAAGAAGACCCCGAAAGACAAGGAUGACAGUGAUGAUUUGGAGCUCUCUUUCCAGGACAGAGUAGUGAUGUGCUCACCUUUCUUUGUCCUGGACAACUUCCUGGCAAACGCUUAUUCUUGUGAAGAACAGGUGGGUUUGUCAGUGGCAUCGGCACUUCUACACGCAGUGGCCUUUUGUGCGGUAUGCCUGCUGCCGUCCUACGCAUGUUGCCUGAUGCCAGCGUGGGGCCCAACAUUUCAUGUCAUUGUCUCGGCCUAUGCACUUUGCAUCAUCUUGCUGGGGCCCUUCUACUAUCUCUCCUUUGGCAACAUCACGGUUCGAUUCGCAUUGAGCGUGUUGCAGAUCGCCUGUUUGGCUUUCUGGACAGUUUUGACUGUUGCGUACCUUGUCAGUGCCAUUAUCUAUCUGUCAGCCAUAUCUGCCGUAAACGAAGAUUUGAUUCCGAACGCGCUGAGCCCAUUGGCGACAAUCGUAGCCUAUGUCGCUGUCAUAACUGUGCGACUCAAAGACCUCCAGCAACAUUAUAUGGAAAUCUUGAAGGGCAAGAAGUCCAAAGGUUUCAUCAUAUCUCAGAUCCAACGGCUGGGAUUCUCCACCGGAGAGAUUGUCAUACUGGUACUUGAAGGAGUGGCCGCCUUGCUCGGCCUUCUGAUUUUGCAGCUGCGUGUUCGAAACGCAUAUGCUGGCCCGGGAAUGCAUGGCAAUCUCCUCAGUUCCGCGAUAUUGCCGAGCUAUGCCGUCGUUCAUUCGGUUGUCCAACUGCGCAAGAGCUCGAACAGCGAUGCGGCAAGCAAUGUUGACGAAGUUACAGGCGCUAUCACCGACAUUUUCUGA